CUCUCAGCCUUGCUCCACGGAACCCACAAUUGACAUUAACAUUCUAUUAUCCUCUCUCUCAGCAAUGGCUAAAGUUGCUCUCUCUCCUAACAAUAUUUUCCUUUUUGCGCUGCUUUUGUCCUUCAGCUCAGGAGGAACCCUGAGACUAGUGAGCGGACAGAAAACUUGGUGUGUGGCCAAGCCUUCAUCAGAUGAUGCAACUCUCUUAGCAAACAUCAACUAUGCCUGCUCUCAGGUGGACUGCCGCAUUAUCCAAAGGGGGUGCCCUUGCUUCUUCCCAGAUAAUCUGAUUAACCAUGCUUCUGUUGCUAUGAACCUCUACUACCAGUCCAGGGGCAAGAACAGGUGGAACUGUGACUUCAAGAACUCAGCACUCAUUGUUACUACUGAUCCAAGUUAUGGUAACUGCAUUUAUAACUAGAAAGUAUGAAUGAGAAUCCCUGCAGAGGAUUAUUGAGUCCAGUUGUUUAAGCUGCUGCUUGAAUAUAAAUUUAUGUAAAUGUGAUGAAUGCGAGGGUCUUCUGUUUCAGGAACAUUCAUUCUUCCUAUGAAUUCAGUAUUUUGCAGAGAAACGAUCUAAUUUUGCAUCUAUUUUCCUUUUUUGUUGUUUCACUCUGUUUUUACUCUUGCCUCUCGGGUUGUCUUAUUUAACCCCAUAGUUACAAGGA
This is a messenger RNA of Nelumbo nucifera (sacred lotus), 668 nucleotides long. Its product is annotated as major pollen allergen Ole e 10-like. The record is from RefSeq and is a predicted model, not a curated record. NCBI's taxonomy places the organism in Eukaryota, Viridiplantae, Streptophyta, Magnoliopsida, Proteales, Nelumbonaceae.